GCUACAGCAGCGGGGGACAAACGUCCGAGCUGAAUUUUACACUUCUCACGUCUACACGACAUACAAAACAAAGAGAUAUUCAAAGCAACAUUAAAAAAAUAAAAAUAAAUAAAUAGUGACCUCUCUAAAAUGGUGCUGGACAGAGUCCAUGUUUUCCUGCUUUGAUAAUGAAACAGUUGCAUAAACUCUCUCCUUCAUUACAUAAAAUCUGUCAGCCGAACGCCGACCAGACUCAGACGUUACUCAAUAUAAUAACAAGACAACAGCAUGCUUUCUGCAACUAUAGCAAAAAAGGUUGGAAGUUCAAUUUGCCGGGCAUCACUGCAGACAGCUCUUGGUACAGUGAUUUCUCGAGGUUACCGUGGUGAUGCCCCAGAACCAACCAUGAUUGAGAUCCCUCUGCCCCCGUGGCAGGAGAGGACUGGCGAGUCCCUGGAGAUCAAAAAGAAGAGACUCCUCUAUGAGAGUCGUAAGAGAGGCAUGCUGGAGAACUGUAUCCUUCUGAGCCUUUUUGCAAAGCAGUACCUGAACACAAUGAGCUCAGCUCAGCUCAAACAAUAUGACAGACUCAUCAAUGAACCAAGCAAUGACUGGGACAUCUACUAUUGGGCAACAGAGGCUCAGCCGACACCUGACGUGUACCAGGGUGAGGUGAUGGACAUGCUCAAAGAUUUUGCCAAGAACAAGGACAUGGAACAGCGUCUAGAUGCUCCCAAUCUGGAAUACCUCGACAAGAGUUGUUAAUACUCACACUUCUGUCAGAGACUGUCAUAACAGCCCAAACCUGAGCUCAUAUGAGCACCUGUGUGACAUCCUGUGUGUAGAGGAGUCACAUGACAGAGGUCAUAAACAUCUUAUUUAAAGGGCAGACACGUGCGCCUUUUUAAACAACAUUUUGAGAUGUUUCGAUGUUCUAACACACAUUUUCAUGUGCAAAUAUUUAUAUAUUAAACAGAUUGCAUGUCUACCCAAAUAAACUGUUAAACAACUUG
Messenger RNA from Myxocyprinus asiaticus (Chinese sucker), 992 nucleotides. RefSeq names its product succinate dehydrogenase assembly factor 2, mitochondrial-like. The record is from RefSeq and is a predicted model, not a curated record. Gene Ontology annotation, cellular component: mitochondrion. Bases 268 to 744 code for a protein of 158 amino acids. The transcript is spliced from 4 exons. NCBI's taxonomy places the organism in Eukaryota, Metazoa, Chordata, Actinopteri, Cypriniformes, Catostomidae. Gene Ontology annotation, biological process: mitochondrial respiratory chain complex II assembly; tricarboxylic acid cycle; protein-FAD linkage.